Molecule: messenger RNA, 723 nt
Organism: Ceratosolen solmsi marchali
Lineage: Eukaryota; Metazoa; Arthropoda; Insecta; Hymenoptera; Agaonidae
Gene: Pmvk
Product: Phosphomevalonate kinase
Exons: 4
Coding region: 29-637 (202 amino acids)
Biological process (GO): isopentenyl diphosphate biosynthetic process, mevalonate pathway; cholesterol biosynthetic process
Cellular component (GO): cytoplasm
Molecular function (GO): phosphomevalonate kinase activity
Source: RefSeq, a predicted model, not a curated record
UGUUUGCAUAAAAGCAGUAGAAAUCAAAAUGGCGGAAACAAGUCUGAUAGAAGAACAAAAUAAAAUAAAAAAUUUAGAAUUUUCGAAGGAAGUUAAAAAAAUUCUAAUUUUUAGUGGAAAACGAAAAUCAGGAAAAGACUUUAUCACUGAUGAAUUGUACAAAAGAUUGGGUGGAGAUAAAAGUGUUAUUAUAAAACUGUCUGGACCUAUAAAAACUCAUUGGGCAAAGAGUAAAAAUCUUAAUACUACAAAAUUAUUUAGUGAUGGAGAAUAUAAAGAACAAUACAGAUUAGAAAUGGCAAAAUGGGGUGAAAAGAUAAGAAAUGAAAAUUAUGGAUAUUUCUGCAGGGCUGCUAUAGAAAUGUACAACACAAAUAAAUCAAUUUGGAUUAUAAGUGAUGCUAGAAGAAAAACGGAUUUAAAAUGGUUUAAGGAAACUUAUGGAGAAAAAUGUAAGAUUAUCAGAAUAGAAUGUAGUGAAGAAAUUAGAAAAAGUCGUGGUUGGAUAUUUUGUAAAGGCAUUGAUGAUUGUGAAACAGAAUGUGAUUUAGAUGAUGUGAAUAAUUGGGAUUUAAAAGUAAAUAAUGAUAAUGAAGAUGUAGAAUUAAUUCUUAACAGAAUAUUAAAUGUUUUAUAAUAAUGUAGAAAUAUUUUCAAUUAUAAAUUUUCGUAUAAAUAAAAUUACUCAGAGAUGUACUUCAUAUUAUCAAAACUGUGAAAUCA